Messenger RNA from Nicotiana tabacum (common tobacco), 1419 nucleotides. The record is from RefSeq and is a predicted model, not a curated record. NCBI's taxonomy places the organism in Eukaryota, Viridiplantae, Streptophyta, Magnoliopsida, Solanales, Solanaceae.
AUGGAGGAUAGCUACAAGCCAAUAGUCCAACCUCAAAGGAGAUUGAAUCUAGCAAUGCAUGAAGUAGUAAAAAGGGAGAUUGUAAAAAUUUUGGCAGCAGGUAUCAUUUAUCCUAUUUCAGACAGUCCUUGGGUAAGUCCUGUUCAGGUAGUGCCAAAGAAAGGAGGGUAUAACCAGAUACCAAUUGCACCAGAAGAUCAAGAUAAGACAACAUUCACAUGUCCUCAUGUAACAUAUGCUUAUAGGAGAAUGUCAUUUGGUUUGUGCAACGCCCCUGCUACAUUUCACCAUUACAUGUCAGCAAUUUUCUCUGACAUGACCGAGAAAUUUCUCGAGAUUUUUAUGGAUGAUUUUACACUAUUUGGAAAAAUAUUUGAGGAUUAUGCAUUUGAGACCCUUAAGAAAAAGUUAUCAACUGCCCCUGUAGUCGUGUCCCCUGACUGGAAUCAACCUUUUGAGGUUAUGUGUGAUGUUAGUAAUAUAGCAGUAGGAGUUGUUUUAGGCCAGAGAAAGGAUAAGAUUUUCCAUCCCAUUUACUAUGCUAGAACUAAGGUCACAAUUUUCACUGAUCAUGCAGCUUUGAAAUACCUCUUAGCAAAGAAAGAUGCUAGACCUAGAUUGUUAAGAUGGAUUUUACUUCUGCAAGAAUUUGACCUUGAGAUAAAAUAUAAAAAAGGAACAAAGAAUCAUGUAGCUGACCAUUUGUCUAGAUUGGAAAAUCCUCCCCUUGAGUUUAGUGAGAUAAAGGAAGAAUUUCCUGAUGAACAUAUUUUUUCAAUCGACUUAGUAGUGACUCAACCACCCUGGUUUGCAGAUAUUGCAAACUACUUGGUUGGAAAGUGGAUAUCCCAAGAUCUUUCAUACCAACAAAGGAAAAAACUUAUAUCUGAUGCUAAAGCAGUUGGAGGUCAUUACGCAGCAAAUCAAAUAGCUUUUAAGGUUUUGGAAGCUGGAUUCUUCUGGCCGGCACUCUUUAAAGAUGCUCAAACAUAUGUUGCACAAUGUGAUAGGUGUCAGAGAACAGGUAACAUCACUAAAAGAGAUGAAAUGCCAUUGCAAUCGAUACAGAAAAAUAUUUUUACUAGAUUUGGCACACCACGAGUCAUCAUUAGUGACCAAGGAACUCAUUUCAUGAACAAGCAAUUCUCUACUUUGCUAUCAAAAUAUAGUGUGACUCAUAAAACGGGAACACCGUAUCAUGCUCAAUCUCAAGGACAAGUUGAAGUUUCGAACCGCAAGUUAAAAAGAAUUCUUGAGAAGACAGUUGGAAUUUCUAGGAAAGACUGGUCUUUAAAAUUAGAUGAUGCAUUAUGGGCUUACCGAACAGCGUUCAAAACGCCAAUUGGAACAUCCCCAUAUAGACUAGUCUUUGGAAAAGCUUGUCAUUUGCCGGUUGAAUUAGAGUACAAAGCUUUUUGA